AUGGAAUUUAAUGCGCAAAAAAGUGUGUUUGAGUUAGUUAGAUUAGCUUUCCCUUAAGAGACAGAAGAAAGUACAUUAAUAAAUUACAAGACAUAUUUAUAUAGGAUUUUGAAUCUAAAAACAAAAUAUUCUGAAAUAGAUGAAAUGAUAAUUGAGAAAGAAAUAAAUGGAAUAGAUGAUGUAAAUGUAAAAUAAUAUGAAAAUAGAAAGUAUUGUAAAAUAGAUUAAGAGAAUGUAUUACAAAAUUGCAAAAAUCAAAAAUUCAAAAAAAUUAAGAAAUAAUUCAUUUUCUAAUUAGAGUAAGUUAAUUGGGAAGAUCAGAAAUAUUUAAUAAUAGUCAAAUAAAGCCAAUAUUUGAAAAUUCAAAUCAUCUAAAAUAAUCAAUAGAUAUUGAGAAUUAAUAGACAACAAAUUAAACAAUAAAUAAGAUAGAAAAUAAUAGUCUAAUAAAAAGUAUGAUAAUAGAAAAAUAAUAAGUAAAAAGUGAUAUAAAUUUAGAAUAGUAUUGUUUAAGAGAUAAAUGAGAGAGAUUUGAUGAAAGAUUUAUUAUUUUGUUUAUAAGGAAUAGAGGGUUAAUAUAUAUAAUUUGAUGCAUCAUCAGAUUCGUUUUGUUUAAGAAAAGAUGUUAAUGUAUCAAUAUCAAUAAGAUAAUUGGUAAAUUUGAUUUCUGAAUGUGGAUGGUUAUACAAGAAGAUUUCAUAAUUUUGUUAAAUACAAUAAUCAAAUUUAAUAGUUUAGGCACUUUAAAAUGUAAUUAAAUUAGAAUUAUCUGAAUAUUAUAAAUUGAUAGCAAAUUUAGAAGGAUUAAUCUUAUCGUCAUAAUGUAAAAAUAUAAAUAUAUAUAUUAUUUAGUGAUUACUUUUAAAAGGAUACAUUUUCAUCUUUAAUCAUCUUAUGAUUAUAUGUUAUUCAUAAAUUAAUUACUUUCCAUAAUAUAAACAAGUACUCCUCUUGGAACUACUUCAUCUUUAAUAAUUAAUGUUUUGGAAUAAUUUUCAAAACAUGGAUGUUCUAAAACAGCAGAACUUUUUAUGCGUUUAUAAUAAGCAAGUUGUUAACCAUUAAUGAAAUAUAUAAAUGAAUGGAUGUUUGAAGGUAAUCUUCUAGAUAUAGCAAAUGAAUUCUUUAUAGAAAGAGAUGAUUAAAAGCUUUUAACAAAAGAUUAAGGAGAGUUAUGGAGAAAAUAAUAUAGAAUUAAUUAUGAUAAAGUACCAGUUGUAAUUUCUUAUGAUGAAGCAUAUAAAAUUUAUGAUACAGGUAGGGCUAUAAAUUGGUUGAGAAAAUAAUGUGAUAACAAAAAUUGGUAUUUAGAUAUCUAACCAUUAACUAUUAAUAUGCUUUAAACAGAUGAAUUGUCUUAGUUAAUUAAUUAAGCAAAUAAAAAUACAAAUUAAUAGCUUGUUAAUUUAUUAUUUGAUAAAUUUAAAUUAAUGGAACAUUUUAAUAUUAUGAAAUAAUAUUUUUUAUUGGGAAAUGGAAAUUUCUCUUAAUUAUUAAUUGAAACCCUUUAUUCAGAAUUAUCAAAAAAUGCACAUUUAGUUUAUAAACAUACCUUAACUGGUUUACUUGAAUCUACUCUUAGAUUCAGUAAUGCAAAUUAAACAAUUCAAUAGAGAUUUUCAGUCAAAUUAUUAGAGGCAUAAAAAAAUGAUAUAGGUUGGGAUAUUUUUUGUUUAGAUUAUGAUUUUGAAGAACCACUUAAAACUAUUUUUAAUCAUAGAGCUAUGUUGAAUUAUUAUAAAAUUUUUAAUUAUUUAUGGCGUAUAAAACGAGUUGAAUAUACACUUAUAUAAUCAUGGAUGUAAUAGAUUAAAAAUAAAUAUCAUUUAAAUGCUAAACCAAAUGUAAAUAAGGCUUUGAAUUUAAGUUUGUAAAUAAUGAAUUCAAUGAUUCAUUUUAUAAAGAAUUUCUUUAGUUAUCUAAUGUUUGAUGCAAUUGAAACACCUUGGAAAAAAUUUAUGGAUUAAAUUAAUUCAAUAGAAAAUUUAGAUCAUCUUAUUUAAUUACAUGAAUAGUUAUUGAACGAUAUUAUUGAUAAAACAUUUUUACAUCAAAAAUAAGAAGAAAUUCAGAUGGUUUUAUUGAAAUUAUUUGAAAUUUCAUUUAGAUAUAAACAAAAUUUAGAACAUCUAUUUUUGUAUGUAAGAGAAUUAGUUGCAUAAGAUAGAAGUGAUAAAUUUGAAUAAUCAUUAGAUUCAAUUAUAUCAUCAAAAAUUACUCCCAAUUAUAAUCAUAAUAUUGAUACUUAAUUUAAAGGAUAAGAAAUUAUUAAAUUAUUGUUAUAAUUGAGAUAAAUGUAUAGAGAAUAAAUGUUAGAAUUAAUCAGACAUUUACAAAAUUAAGAUAAAUUAAAAUUUUUGUUAUUUAAAAUAGAUUUUAAUGAAUACUAUUACUUAUUAUCAUAAGAAAAAUUAUUUUCUUUAGGAUUUGAUAAGUAAUUUUUUAUAUUAUCUUAAAAGGUUUUUAUAAUAGUGUAUUCCUAUUUAGCUAAAAGAAACUGGCAGUUAAAAAAUUAUAACUGAAUAACCUUAACCUUAAUAAUAAAAGCAUUUAGUUCCCUAAUUCAGUUAAAAAUCAAUGACUUCUAUCUAAUAAGAUUAUAUUUAAAUAAAAGAAGGAAGUAUUUAUUUAUAUCAUAUCAUAAGUAAAACUGUUAGAAGAAUAAAAGAGAUAAAAAGAAUAAUAAUAAAAAUAAUUUUAAUUAUCUAAAUAAAGAGAAGCUGCAUAAGAAAUAUAAAAGCCUAUGUCUAGACCACCUUUGCCUAUUCCAUAACCAUAAUAACAUUUAAUUACAAUGAGUCCUAUUAAUAAAUAAUCUGCUACAUCAUCUGUUUCCUCUAGUAAUAUAUUCUAGCCUUAACCUUUAUAGAGUUUUUAAUAAUAAUUUGAAUAAUAAAUCUUAUAAUAAUAAUAAAUAAAUCAAAAGCUUUUAUAAUUACAAUAAUAAUAAUAAUAAAUUCAAUAAUAACAAUAAUUUUAAUUGUAACCUUAAACAAAAUCAUAAUUACCACCAAAAUUUAUUACUUCCCCUUCCCAAAUGUAUUAAAUCGUAUAAUCAUAUCAACCAAAUUUUAAUAAUUCUGUACCAUUUUCAUAAAAUUAAAGCCAAUCUUAGAUCAGUAUUUUAUAACCUAAUAAAAAUGAUUUGUCACUCUCAUAAGAUGAGAAUCUCCAAUAAUUAAUGGAUAAAUAAUUUAAUGUUGAUGAUGAUAGUAGUGAUGAAGAUUUAAUUUGA
Messenger RNA from Paramecium sonneborni, 3235 nucleotides. Lineage: Eukaryota; Ciliophora; Oligohymenophorea; Peniculida; Parameciidae. The record is from the annotation of a GenBank genome assembly.